Messenger RNA from Phytophthora infestans T30-4, 2514 nucleotides. RefSeq lists its product as uncharacterized. The record is from RefSeq and is a predicted model, not a curated record. Gene Ontology annotation, biological process: exocytosis; Golgi to plasma membrane transport. NCBI's taxonomy places the organism in Eukaryota, Oomycota, Peronosporomycetes, Peronosporales, Peronosporaceae. Gene Ontology annotation, cellular component: exocyst. The transcript has 4 exons. Bases 1 to 2514 code for a protein of 837 amino acids.
AUGGCGCCUAGCGCGGACUCUUCAGCCAAGAUGCGGGCGGCGGCCUCCGCGGUGGCAAAACCCAGCCAGCCUGAGAUCGAUCUCUCCUCACCACUCUUUAAUGCAGCGCGCUAUCUCGCCACCACGCACGCGAACACGAACUUUAUCCAGCUACAAACGGAAUUGGAGGUGCUGCGCAAGACCACUUCCGACAAAACGGAGCAGCUCAAAGCCUUAGUCAGCGCGCACUUCGAUCAGUACCUGAGCUGCCAUGAAGCCGUGCGCACGUUGGCUGCAGACGUCAGUGCACACCAACAAGACACCGAGGCGCUGGUGGGGGACAUGCAGAAUCUGAGUCGCAUGACAGACGCCUCGCUAGCAGUGAUGCUGCAGCGCUCGAGGGAACAGCGGCGUAUUCGCCACACAUUAGCGGUGCUGGCGCGCCUACGGCCCAUUCUCGAGCUGACGAGCAAGAUGAAGGCCAGUCUGCGUGUCCAGGACUACGACACAUUGGCAGUGGACUAUGCGAGGCUGAAACACCAAAGCGACAAGAUCGCAAACCUCGCUGCGCCACUGAAGCGCGUAGUUACAGCCGGUCAUGAAAUUGCAGCUACAGCCAACGCAGAACUGCUCCAAAAACUAGAGGAUAUGUCAGCAUCAGUCUCCGAUCAAAAGCGCGCGAUCGACGUGUUAGCUGCACUGGGGCUAGUUGAGAAACCCAUCCUCACAUGCCUCACCAAACAGUUCGAAUAUCUGGAACGCAAGCUAAAGCUGUUCGACGAAGAAACCAGCCAGAAUUCCGGUGAAGAGAUCAUGAAAGAAUGCGUUGCCAUCGCAUCUCGCUUUCGCAACGGGCUAUGGAGCUUCAUUUGCGAGCUGUUUAAAACUCCAGCGGGUAGUGCGGCUGCGACCAGUAAUGCUAUCACUUCUGUCGAGGCCGAACGAGUGCAGCAGCAAGCAUGGAAUAUACUGUCCAAGUGCUCUGGUUUACUGGAACGUCAUGCGUCACCUCCCUCGGCAUUGCGUCUCAAACUACUGACCGAAGCUUUCCGUCAAUUUCGAUGCCUCAAGAAAUGCCCGAACGCUGCAAUGCUCAACGCAAACAUUGAGCAACUCAACGAAAUUUUCUGUAAUAAAUUCCGUGCCACCAUUACGUUGGGAUACCUGGACCAAGAAUGUCAAUCAGCACGAUCAAGCCUUCUUGCUGAGUAUUUUGAACCAGUCGUGACGGUACUGCCAUCAUUUUCGAGUGAAAUCGCCCUUGGAACUCCAAACGCUUCCGUUUUCACUCCUGUGGUAACGGCGACAGGUCCGCGGACAAAAGUGCAGCGUGUGAUUGUUGAAGCUCGACAGGCGUUUGAUGUCAUCAGGAAUGCAUCCCGGGUAUCCUCCGAGUCCAAGAUAGUGCUGCAUCGACCGUUGGUUUUUACAACUUGUGCCACCGACGUUCUGCAACGCUGGAAAGGUAUCUGGACGAAUGUCGGUGGAGCACUGCUAGACGUGUUGGAUAUCACAGACAGCGUCAGUACUCGUAAAAGUGGAGAAUCUAUUCCAGUAACGGCUGACACUGACGAAGAUUUUCACUUCCGAACAAACCUUGUUCAAGCUCUGGAGAAGAAUCUGCGCGAUAUGUUGACGGAAUUUCUAGACAAAGUGGUGGAUACAUUUGUUGCGGAGAUCACUCCACCGAUUCAGGUGGGAUCCUACAGUAGCGGGGCUAGUGACAACCGAAAUGGAGCACGAGUAUGUAUCUUGCUUGCCAUUGUCGCGAACUGCGUCGAGUUGCGCGAAAAGUGUCUUCGUAUUGUCGACGGAUGGAUGGCACAGAUAAAAUAUGGCAACAUUGACGAAGAUGCCUUCAAUAGCAUGCUAGAGCACGGUCGAGCAGCCACUUCUGGUACUCGAGCGCUCGCCAAUGUGGUACAAAAUGUGGAGAUCAAGUGCAUGGACAUGUACUCAUCCACACAUGCAAAGCCGCUUCAAAAUGUACUCCGUGCAGGAGCAGCGGAAGAACCUUUCCAGCCUCAUAAUGGCAGCAGUAGCAGACACAGCUCUCGCACUAACCGCCCCAGUAAUAGCGUCAAAUCCCCGGCACCUGCGGCUAAUCCCAUGCCAAUGCCUUCUGAUCCCCGUCAAUACGUGUUCAACGUGCUUCUACAGCUGAUUACGCUGCGCAGUGAAGUCGAAAUGAGCGUUGGCGAAUACCCCCAAUGCUGGGACUACAUACGCAGUGUGACGGACCCACUAACCGCGGCAUUAGCCGAUUUUCUCCAGACCUCGAUAGGAAACCUGGAGGGUAAUAGCAGUUUGCCCCUGGAUGAGUGGAAGCUCUGUCAUCUAACCGUCGAAGUACGAUUCUUCCAGUUGGCACUUGGUGAUCUCAUGGCGGAAGGUACUAAAACUCAGUUGGAGGAAAUGGAGAAGCAGCUUGUGCAGAUCAAGUCUGGAGACCAAGGGACGAACGCGGGCCACGUGACGCUACUGAAUCAGAUGAAGCACCAGAGCAAGUUAUAUCUUCUCGCACUGCAGCAGUAA